Gopherus flavomarginatus (Mexican gopher tortoise) is the source of this 8490-nucleotide messenger RNA. It is a transcript of the gene CACNA1D, whose product is annotated as calcium voltage-gated channel subunit alpha1 D. The record is from RefSeq and is a predicted model, not a curated record. The transcript has 49 exons. Gene Ontology annotation, cellular component: membrane; voltage-gated calcium channel complex. NCBI's taxonomy places the organism in Eukaryota, Metazoa, Chordata, Testudines, Testudinidae. Bases 42 to 6575 code for a protein of 2177 amino acids. Gene Ontology annotation, molecular function: high voltage-gated calcium channel activity. Gene Ontology annotation, biological process: calcium ion import across plasma membrane.
UCUGCUUUUCUUCCGUUUACACCCUGGAGAAAGUGGGAAUAAUGCACCACCACCAGCAGCAGGAGCGGCACCCAGAAGAGGCAAACUAUGCAAGUAGUACCAGAAUUCCUCUCCCUAGUGACGGACCAACUAUUCAGUCAAACAGUUCAGCGCCAUCCAAGCAAACUGUUCUGUCUUGGCAAGCUGCAAUUGAUGCUGCUAGACAAGCCAAGGCUGCCCAAACUAUGAGCACCACCACAGCCCAACCUGUAGGAUCUCUGUCCCAAAGAAAACGCCAGCAAUAUGCCAAGAGCAAAAAACAGGGUAAUACAUCUAACAGUCGGCCACCCCGGGCCCUUUUCUGUUUAUCCCUCAAUAACCCAAUACGAAGAGCCUGCAUUAGUCUAGUAGAAUGGAAACCAUUUGACAUAUUUAUACUACUGGCUAUUUUUGCCAAUUGUGUGGCCUUAGCUGUUUACAUCCCAUUCCCAGAAGAUGAUUCUAAUUCAACUAAUCAUAACUUGGAAAAAGUGGAAUAUGCCUUCCUGAUUAUUUUUACAAUUGAAACAUUUUUGAAGAUUAUAGCAUAUGGAUUAUUAUUACACCCCAAUGCAUACGUUAGAAAUGGAUGGAAUUUACUGGAUUUUGUAAUAGUAGUAGUAGGAUUGUUUAGUGUAAUUUUGGAACAAUUAACCAAAGAAACAGAAGGAGGUAGCCACUCAGGUGGCAAACCAGGUGGCUUUGAUGUCAAAGCCCUAAGAGCCUUUCGUGUGUUGCGACCUCUCCGGCUUGUAUCAGGAGUGCCCAGUUUACAAGUUGUCCUGAACUCCAUUAUAAAAGCCAUGGUUCCCCUGCUCCAUAUUGCCCUUUUGGUAUUGUUUGUAAUCAUAAUCUAUGCUAUUAUAGGAUUGGAACUUUUUAUUGGAAAAAUGCACAAAUCAUGUUUUCUUGUUGAUUCAGAUAUAUUAGUUGAAGAUGAUCCAGCACCUUGUGCAUUCUCAGGGAAUGGACGUCAGUGUGCCAUAAAUGGCACUGAAUGUAGGGGCGGCUGGGUCGGACCAAAUGGAGGCAUAACCAACUUUGACAAUUUUGCCUUUGCGAUGUUAACUGUGUUCCAGUGCAUAACCAUGGAAGGAUGGACUGAUGUGUUGUACUGGGUAAAUGAUGCAAUAGGAUGUGAAUGGCCAUGGAUCUAUUUUGUUAGUCUUAUCAUCCUUGGCUCAUUUUUCGUACUUAACCUGGUUCUUGGUGUACUUAGUGGGGAAUUUUCCAAGGAAAGAGAAAAAGCCAAAGCCCGAGGGGACUUUCAGAAGCUGCGUGAAAAGCAGCAGCUUGAAGAGGAUCUGAAGGGAUAUUUAGAUUGGAUUACACAGGCAGAAGACAUUGACCCUGAGAAUGAGGAGGAGGGUGAUGAAGAAGGCAAACGGAACAGGGUUACAUUGGACGACUUAAUGGAAAAGAAGAAAGGCAGAUUUAGCUGCUUUAGCAGUUCUUCCAAUAAACAUGCAAGCAUGCCGACAAGUGAAACUGAAUCUGUGAACACUGAGAAUGUCAGCGGAGAAGGAGAGAGCCCAGCAUGCUGUGGCAGUCUGUGUCAAACUAUCUCAAAAUCCAAGUUCAGUCGACGCUGGCGUCGCUGGAACCGAUUCAGUCGAAGAAAAUGUAGAGCUGCAGUAAAAUCUGUCUCGUUUUAUUGGCUGGUUAUUGUCUUGGUCUUUCUGAACACAUUAACUAUCUCUUCUGAGCAUUACAAUCAACCUGACUGGCUGACACAGAUCCAAGAUAUUGCAAACAAAGUACUUCUGGCAUUAUUCACCUGUGAAAUGUUAAUAAAGAUGUACAGCUUGGGCCUACAGGCUUAUUUUGUAUCCCUCUUUAACCGUUUUGAUUGCUUCGUUGUUUGUGGUGGCAUUGUUGAAACCAUACUGGUGGAGUUGGAAAUUAUGUCACCCCUGGGAAUCUCAGUGUUCCGCUGUGUUCGUCUUCUACGUAUUUUUAAAGUGACAAGGCACUGGACAUCCCUGAGCAACUUGGUAGCAUCCUUGUUAAACUCAAUGAAGUCCAUUGCUUCACUGUUGCUUCUGCUUUUCCUCUUCAUCAUAAUCUUCUCAUUGCUUGGAAUGCAGCUGUUUGGAGGCAAAUUUAAUUUUGAUGAAACUCAAACAAAACGGAGCACCUUCGAUAAUUUUCCACAAGCUCUUUUAACUGUAUUCCAGAUUCUAACAGGUGAAGACUGGAAUGCUGUGAUGUAUGAUGGGAUUAUGGCAUAUGGUGGCCCAUCGUCAUCAGGAAUGGUCGUCUGUAUAUACUUCAUUAUCCUCUUCAUCUGUGGUAACUAUAUCUUGCUAAAUGUCUUUUUGGCCAUUGCUGUGGAUAACUUGGCAGAUGCGGAAAGCCUGAAUACAGCUCAGAAAGAAGAAGCAGAAGAAAAGCAGAGGAAAAAGAAUGCAAGAAAAGAGAGUCUGGAAAAUAAAAAAGGUGACAAAUCAGAAGGUGACCAAAAGAAGGCCAAGGAUAAUAAGAUUACAAUUGCUGAAUAUCGAGAAGGAGAAGAUGAGGACAAAGACCCCUAUCCACCUUGUGAUGUACCAGUAGGUGAAGAUGAGGAAGAUGAGGAAGAUGAACCAGAGGUACCAGUUGGCCCACGUCCCCGAAGAAUAUCUGAACUAAAUAUGAAGGAGAAGAUUACACCGAUUCCUGAAGGGAGCGCCUUCUUCAUUUUCAGCAGCACCAACCCAAUUCGAGUGGGAUGCCACAGGCUGAUCAACCACCACAUCUUUACAAACCUCAUCCUUGUCUUCAUCAUGCUCAGCAGUGUUUCCCUAGCGGCAGAAGACCCAAUUCGCAGUCACUCUUUUCGAAAUAACAUACUUGGUUACUUUGACUAUGCUUUCACAGCCAUCUUUACAGUUGAAAUCCUGUUAAAGAUGACAGCUUUUGGAGCAUUCCUUCACAAAGGGUCUUUCUGCAGGAAUUACUUCAAUUUGCUGGACUUGCUAGUUGUGGGUGUUUCUCUGGUGUCGUUUGGGAUUCAAUCAAGUGCUAUCUCAGUUGUGAAGAUUCUGAGAGUUUUAAGAGUCUUGAGGCCUCUAAGGGCAAUAAACAGAGCAAAAGGACUUAAGCAUGUUGUUCAGUGUGUCUUUGUUGCUAUUAGAACUAUUGGUAAUAUCAUGAUUGUCACAACUCUGCUCCAGUUCAUGUUCGCCUGUAUUGGUGUACAGCUUUUUAAGGGAAAAUUUUAUCGGUGCACUGAUGAAGCAAAACAGAAUCCUGAGGAUUGCCGGGGAAUAUUCAUUGUUUAUAAAGAUGGAGAUGUUGAUAACCCAAUGGUCAGAGAAAGAGUUUGGCAAAACAGUGAUUUCAACUUUGACAAUGUUCUGUCUGCUAUGAUGGCCCUUUUUACUGUGUCUACCUUUGAAGGCUGGCCUGCGCUGCUAUACAAAGCCAUAGACUCAAAUGCAGAGAAUAUAGGCCCUGUAUACAACUACAGAGUGGAGAUUUCCAUCUUCUUCAUCAUCUACAUCAUCAUCAUUGCCUUCUUUAUGAUGAACAUAUUUGUUGGUUUUGUCAUUGUUACAUUCCAAGAACAGGGAGAACAAGAGUAUAAGAACUGUGAGCUGGACAAAAAUCAGCGUCAGUGUGUGGAAUAUGCCUUGAAGGCACGUCCUCUGCGUAGAUACAUUCCAAAAAAUCCUUACCAAUACAAGUUCUGGUAUAUGGUGAACUCCACUGGAUUUGAGUACAUCAUGUUUGUCCUCAUCAUGCUGAACACACUUUGCUUGGCCAUGCAGCACUACGGACAGUCUAAGCUGUUUAAUGAUGCAAUGGACAUUCUGAAUAUGGUUUUCACAGGCGUGUUCACUGUUGAAAUGGUUUUGAAACUCAUUGCAUUCAAACCCAAGGGCUAUUUUAGUGAUGCCUGGAAUGCGUUUGACUCCCUCAUCGUUAUUGGCAGCAUAGUAGACGUCGUUCUCAGUGAAGCCGAUCCAAAGCCAACUGAAACUGUCACAACUGAUGAGUCUGGGAACUCUGAAGACAGCGCUAGAAUCUCCAUCACUUUUUUCCGUCUCUUCCGAGUAAUGCGAUUGGUGAAGCUUCUCAGCAGGGGUGAAGGAAUCAGAACAUUGUUGUGGACAUUUAUUAAGUCAUUUCAGGCUCUGCCAUAUGUUGCUCUUCUGAUAGCUAUGCUGUUUUUCAUCUAUGCUGUUAUCGGAAUGCAGGUAUUUGGUAAAGUUGCCAUGAGGGACAAUAAUCAAAUUAACAGAAACAACAAUUUUCAGACUUUUCCCCAAGCAGUCCUCCUUCUGUUCAGGUGUGCGACUGGAGAAGCGUGGCAGGAAAUCAUGCUAGCUUGUUUGCCUGGAAAACACUGUGAUCCAGAAUCUGAUUAUAGUCCAGAGGAAGAAUUCACAUGUGGAAGCAACUUUUCAAUUAUUUAUUUCAUCAGUUUUUAUAUGCUCUGUGCAUUUUUGAUUAUCAAUCUGUUUGUGGCCGUCAUCAUGGACAACUUUGAUUAUUUGACACGUGACUGGUCUAUUCUGGGUCCGCAUCAUUUGGAUGAAUUCAAAAGAAUAUGGUCAGAAUAUGAUCCUGAAGCAAAGGGAAGAAUAAAGCAUCUUGAUGUAGUUACGUUACUGCGACGCAUUCAGCCUCCCCUUGGUUUUGGCAAAUUAUGCCCCCACAGAGUGGCGUGCAAGAGGUUAGUAGCCAUGAACAUGCCUCUGAACAGUGACGGAACAGUCAUGUUCAAUGCUACAUUAUUUGCCUUGGUUAGAACUGCACUGAAGAUCAAAACAGAAGGUAACCUAGAACAGGCAAAUGAAGAACUUAGAGCAGUUAUAAAGAAAAUCUGGAAGAAAACCAGCAUGAAGCUCCUUGAUCAAGUUGUCCCUCCAGCUGGCGAUGAUGAGGUAACCGUGGGGAAGUUCUAUGCCACCUUCCUGAUACAGGACUACUUUAGGAAAUUCAAGAAACGCAAAGAACAAGGACUGGUGGGGAAAUAUCCGGCGAAGAACACCACAAUCGCUCUACAGGCAGGACUAAGAACCCUUCAUGACAUUGGCCCUGAAAUUCGUCGAGCUAUAUCCUGUGACUUGCAAGAUGAUGAACCUGAGGAAAAUAAUCACGAGGAAGAGGAAGAUAUAUAUAAAAGGAAUGGUGCCCUGUUUGGAAACCAUAUAAAUCAUGUUAGCAGUGAUAGGAGAGAUUCGUUUCAACAAAUCAAUACCACACACCGUCCCCUGCAUGUCCAACGGCCUUCAAUUCCAUCUGCAAGUGAUACUGAGAAAAAUAUGUACCACCAGGCCUCAAAUUCUGUAUUCCAUAACCAUCAUAAUCACAACUCAAUAGGAAAGCAUGUUCCAAACUCAACAAAUGCCAAUCUCAAUAAUGCCAAUAUGUCCAAAGUUGCUAAUGGAAGGCACCCAAACAUUGGAAACCAUGAACAUAGGUCCGAAAAUGGAUACCAUUCAUGCUCCAGGGCUGAUCAUGAGAGGCAUAGAAGAUCAAACAGUAAGAGAACACGCUAUUAUGAAACUUACAUUAGGUCAGACUCUGGUGAUGGGCAUCUACCAACUAUUUGCCGUGAAGAUCAUGAAGUUCGGGAUUACUGCAAUGAUGAUCAUUAUAUGGGAGAGCAGGAAUAUUUUAGUGGAGAAGAGUAUUAUGAAGAAGACUAUAUGUUGUCAGGAAGCAGGCAUACAUAUGACUAUCGCAACAGAUAUCACUGCAAUGACUUAGAUUUUGAGCGGCCAAAAGGUUACCAUCACCCACAUGGGUUUUUUGAGGAAGAUGAUUCACAGAUCUGUUAUGAUUCAAAAAGAUCCCCUAGGAGACGGUUGCUACCUCCAACACCUACAUCAAAUCGCCGCUCUUCCUUCAACUUUGAAUGCCUCCGCAGACAAAGCAGUCAAGAUGAGAUACCUCUCUCUCCUACUUUCCACCACCGCACUGCUUUACCACUGCAUUUAAUGCAACAACAGGUCAUGGCAGUUGCAGGUCUGGAUUCCAGUAAAGCUCACAAACAUUCACCAAGUCGUUCAACACGUUCCUGGGCCACCCCACCAGCUACCCCACCCAACCGGGACCGUACUCCAUAUUAUACACCUCUAAUCCAAGUUGACAGGGCUGAAUCUACAGAGCAGAUGAAUGGCAGCCUGCCUUCUCUGAAUAGGAGCUCCUGGUAUACAGAUGACCCUGAUAUUUCCUACCGAACAUUCACACCAGCCAAUCUAACUGUACCUAAUGACUUUAGACAUAAACAUAGUGACAAACAGAGAAGUGCAGACAGUUUGGUAGAAGCGGUACUUAUAUCUGAAGGCCUAGGGCGGUAUGCAAAGGACCCUAAAUUUGUUUCAGCUACUAAACAUGAGAUUGCUGAUGCUUGUGACAUGACUAUUGAUGAGAUGGAAAGCGCAGCAAGUAACCUUCUCAAUGGAAAUAUUAGCAAUGGGACCAAUGGGGAUAUGUUCCCCAUUUUAAGCAGGCAAGAUUAUGAACUUCAAGACUUUGGUCCUGGUUAUAGUGAUGAAGAACCAGACACUAGUAGAUAUGAAGAAGACUUAGCUGAUGAAAUGAUAUGCAUUACAACCUUAUAGUAUUUAGCAAGAAACAAAUAAAUAAUUUUUAAUAACAGAAAAAGUGCCUCAUAGUUCAAAGAUGAUAGGCACUAGUUGGAAUGAAUAACUAAUCAAGCUUUGUACAAGUGAUGUCACACCUCAAGGAAGCCAUAAUUUAUUUAUCAGGAAGUGUCUCCAGGUUGUUGAAAUGUGAUCACAGCUGUAGUACGUCAAGUCCUUUACCACAGAAUCUUCAUUUCCUCAGUAGGAAUAGAGUUAUGUAAAACCAAGCUGAUUCUGAAGAUCCCAUUUCCAGAGGACUAGAGGAGAGUUCUGAGGUGUAAUAUCUUGCCUGUCUUUCAAACUUGUGCUGCUGUCAUUCAUAGUGAAGCAAGAGUUUCUGAAUGAAAAAUGUGUGUAGGUCUAGCACAAAAAUAUGUGGUGAAGACCACUGUGUGAGACAGGUGAUGGCAAUCAAAAGUGUCAUUACCUCAGCAUUCAAUGACAUAUCAAACGUUCACUGCAUUCAGCAUAUCCGUUCUAACAUGGUUUUCAAACUUGCCUCCUGAUUUAUUUUUCUUAAUGCUCUUCAAAAAUAUGUCAAACUCUACCUACCAGAAAUCAUUGGAAAAAAGAACCUAAAAACAUUUCUGUCAUAUGUAACAUUAGUUUACAUAGGAAAAUAUCAUUCAGAUAGUCUGUUUUAUGACUAUCAUGUUAAGGGCAAAUUAUACUGGAAUAAUUGCAUUCUUACUAAUGCACUUGCAACCAGGUUAAAGUAGAAUUAGUUAAGAUAGUUUGUUAAAAAUUAUAUAGUAGAAAUUACUGUAAAUGAAUUGUAAUAUACAAUCAUUUGUAUUUGUAAAGAGAUGUUCUAUAUUUUGUAAUUAUUGUACCGUAAUUGAACUGCAGCAAUAUUUAUGAAACCUAAUUAUUGUAAUUCUCCGCAGAAUUCUAGAUAUAAGUAUUUUUACUUGGAAUAUAUAGAGCUAUAGGAUAAAUAUUUAACUAGAGUCCCCACUCAAUGUAAAUCACUUUUUGGGUAAAGUGUCAGGUUUAGAGAAACUUGACGAUAUUCAGAUUUUAUAAAAUAUUUUGAAUCAAUAAGAAUUUCUCUUUACAUAAGGGAUGCACAGAUGUCUAUUUUCAGUCUUAUAUUCAGAAAGUUAAAAGAAUGGAAGUGAUCUGCUAACAUUUUUGACUGACAAUAAGCUGUGAUCUUUUUAUUAUAAAUAUCCUCAAAGUAUAGAUAAAUACUAGGUCAUUUUUUUCAAUUAGUUAAGCCUUCAUUGAUCUUGAGACAUUUAUAAUUUUAUCACAACUAAACUGACCAAGUAGCCUAAUUCUAUAUUUGGAAUGUGGGGCAGAACAAAUUUUGCACGUGGAUGAAAAUGUCUUAAUUCCAAUCCUGUAUACUAAUUAUUCUGCUCAUAAUAAAAAACAAGAUAAAAGGACUCUCCAACAGAACCAAUCAGGUUCCCGAUAUGUAAAAAUACUACUUUACUGCCUCUCCUCUUUUGCUGUUCUAUAGGCAGAUUAUAUCCUUUAGAGGAUUUAUUUUUAUGCAAUUUAAAGAGGACUUAGGUUUUGUUCACAAUGCAGUAAAACCCUGAUAUGAAUUCCUGAUACAAAUACAAUUUUUGGGGGAAAUGUCAAAAUCUUCUAUUUUAUUAACACUGAAUAAAAUUGACUUGCACUGCCAAGUUACCUUAUCAGGGUUUACCUGUACUUAACAACAUAGGUAGCAAUUCAGUUCACAUUUUUAAAAUGUGACAUAUAAAACAUGUCAAUAAACAUUUUGUACAUAAUGAAAGUUUGCUAUGGAUACCUUACAGACCUCUUCUUGAAUCAUUCUUAUUUCAAAUGCCAGGAUAAUAACUUAAGGGUUUGUAAAUUAUUUCUUGAUCUACAUCAUUUUGUAUUAAAGCAAAUGCAAAAUGUUCUUCAGAAUAAA